This is a messenger RNA of Meloidogyne enterolobii, 519 nucleotides long. The record is from the annotation of a GenBank genome assembly. NCBI's taxonomy places the organism in Eukaryota, Metazoa, Nematoda, Chromadorea, Rhabditida, Meloidogynidae.
AUGUAUCGUUUCGCUAGUCUCUACGCAAUGGGAAAGUUGCUUAACAGAACACCUGUUUACAUUCAUGAUGACUCUACAAUGCAUCAAAUAGAUAAAGAACUAGCUCAUGCUUUCCCUAAUUUUCAUUCAAAAAUUUAUUUUUUGAGGAAAAAUGUGACAGAUAUUCACUCAAUUGCUUUUGCUAAAGAAUGCUGCGAUUAUAAUGAUCCAAAAAUACUUUUGGGUCAAAAUAAAGGGAGAGCGUUAAUGUUAACGGGUGAACCUGUUUUUGAAAAUACUCGAUACUUUAAUCAUAUGCGACCACAAAUCCUUAAAAUAUUUGAAUUUGGCAAAGAACUUGUUUCAAAAGUUACUGCUAUAAAGGAUAAGAUUAUUAGUGAGGAUAAAUCACACAAAAUAUGCAUUCAUACACGUGUAGGUGAUUUUACAGGUAUGGGUGAAUCACAAACUGGCGAGAUAAACAAGGCGCUUAUCCGGAUAAUAAAAAUUUUAAAGAGGCUAUUGGUGAGAGUCCAUUAG